This is a messenger RNA of Protopterus annectens (West African lungfish), 438 nucleotides long. RefSeq names its product RNA binding motif protein X-linked 2 (gene RBMX2). Gene Ontology annotation, cellular component: U2 snRNP; catalytic step 2 spliceosome; precatalytic spliceosome. Lineage: Eukaryota; Metazoa; Chordata; Ceratodontiformes; Protopteridae. Gene Ontology annotation, biological process: mRNA splicing, via spliceosome. Gene Ontology annotation, molecular function: RNA binding. The record is from RefSeq and is a predicted model, not a curated record. The transcript has 3 exons. The coding region runs from base 1 to 438 and encodes 145 amino acids.
AUGGUACUCUGCUUUCUUCCACCAGGCGGACUACACUUUGAUCUGACAGAAGGAGACAUUAUCUGCGUAUUCUCACAGUAUGGUGAGAUUGUUAACAUCAAUUUAGUCCGAGACAAGAAGAGUGGGAAAUCAAAAGGAUUCUGCUUUAUCUGUUAUGAAGAUCAGCGGAGUACAAUACUUGCUGUGGAUAACUUCAAUGGAAUCAAGAUAAAGGGUAGAACUCUCCGUGUGGAUCACGUUGCUAGUUACCGUAUCCCAAAAGAUUCAGAUGAGCUAGAUGAAGUAACAAAACAUCUGCGAGAAGAAGGUUGUGCUCCCAAAUCAGAGUCGCCAUCAUCUUCUGAAUCUUCUGUGGAAGAUGAAAGAAAAGUGUCAUCUAAAAAACAUAAAAAAGGUAAUUCAUUUAUUUAUUUUACUUGCAGCUAUUUAACCUUUUAA